AUGUCACAAGCCGGGUUCGAGCAGGCCCGCCGGCCCUCCAUGUCCGAAAACCAAACCGUCCAGAACUCGGAUAUCCCAUUGAAGGAACGCUUCUUUCGCUACUUCCAACAUGAAAUCACUGCCUUGCAGGAACAGAUGGACAGACUUGCGGAUACGUCCUUGGUUGGGGGAGAACGAACGGAUGCAACCGAUCACUGCCUCGCGGGGAUUGCGCGCUUGUCCAACGAAGUCAAGGAUGCGGCUAGUUAUAUUCCGACUUAUGACCAGCGAAUAUAUGCAGAAGCUAUAAAAGCUCUGCAAGACAAACUAGCAGAGACCCGAGCUACGGUUGAGCCAAGGCCAAAAUUCAGCUUCAAGAAUAAAAAGAACUCCCCAGCCCCUGCCAUCUCGCUACCUGAUGCAGCAGAGGCGAUGGCUCAGGGCCAGCUUGGAGUCCCAGGAUACCCAUCUCCCGGUGUUUCUUCCGUUGGGUCGUCAGCUGCAGGAACACCAAACUACCCAAAUACACCAUUGAACGAGCCCGAUAAAGAGUUUCACUUAUUAAGACCGAAUGUCCCAACCUCAAUCCCACCAAAGGUAACCGUCGAUAACGUAUCCGAGGGUCUAAAGAAGGAACAACGAAGUACGGGCUUCGCGGCGAGCUCUGUCUCGUCAGUUUCGGUAAAUAACCACAAAGGAAUACACAUCAUGCUCCCAUCCUCAGGCUCGACUGCGUCGGUUCCGGCAUCUGUCACGUCAAUGGACCGUUGCGUCGUCGACAUGUCCAUCCCAACCGCCAACGGGCAGCCCUAUGCCAGCCUAAUGGUAAAAAAACAUCAUCGUGGUCAACUGCCGGCAGUUCCGCAUGCACGAUUGCAAAAACGUGGACGUUUACCUGAGUUCGUCAAGCAAUCCGAUCAUUGA
Molecule: messenger RNA, 903 nt
Organism: Aspergillus puulaauensis
Lineage: Eukaryota; Fungi; Ascomycota; Eurotiomycetes; Eurotiales; Aspergillaceae
Product: putative tubulin-specific chaperone c
Exons: 4
Coding region: 1-903 (300 amino acids)
Biological process (GO): tubulin complex assembly; post-chaperonin tubulin folding pathway
Cellular component (GO): cytoplasm
Molecular function (GO): tubulin binding
Source: RefSeq, a predicted model, not a curated record